Molecule: messenger RNA, 1794 nt
Organism: Cladocopium goreaui
Lineage: Eukaryota; Dinophyceae; Suessiales; Symbiodiniaceae
Source: the annotation of a GenBank genome assembly
AUGACACAGGCAGAAUCUUCUGAGAAGCGAUCUAUUCGGCUGCAAAGUCUCUCUGGUGGCAAUUCCUCAGGGAGAGAGCCUGGCAGCCCGGUUGAGAGUCUAGGGGACAAGAGGAAGGAGGCUUUCUUCAAGGUGCAGGCUGCGAAGGCGGCCCAGUUGCAGCGACAACAGGAGAUACGCGUGGGCGAGGAAUGGAGCGAACAUUUGAAAUUGCCCGCGAACCGAACACCUGAAGCGAUGAUGAACUUCUGGGAGGAGGUCAAGAUUCGCCUCCUCAAGCGCUUCGGCAGCUUGCACAUGGCAGUUGGAGGUGAACAUUCCGUUUCCUUCAUCCAGUUCUGCGAAAUUCUCAGGGUGAUCCACUUUCCGCUUCACCAGAGUACUUGCAGACACAUCUUCGGGCAGGUCUGUGGAGGCCAUCGAGAAAUGCCCGUGGACGCCUUCAAAGCUCUGCUGAUGGAGAGGACGAUCCAUUCGAUGCGCUUUGUCCUGGAAGGAUGGAAUGGAAAGCAGGCCCGAGUCCGUUCUCACAUCCGCACUUUCAUCAGGCGACUGGCUGAAGUGGAUGAAAGACAAGAAGAACAAGCUGUGGACCGUUUCCAAAGAAAACUCACUGCCAGCUUCAUUCGCAACUUUUGGCAACUCCUGCUGCGGAAAAGCAGUUCUAGAGAAGACGUGGUGAUCACGCAGACGUCUCUGGUGCAAGCACUGCUGGAUCCAGAGGCCAACUGCAUUUUCCAGGACCACGAGAUGAUUUACAUGUUGCGAAUUUUUGAGCACAUGAUGAAAUUCCGCAACAGCUUGUGUCAGACCCGUGGGGAAAACGGGCAGAGCGGGCAGAACGGGCAGAGCGGUGUGCCUGUGCCCGGUCUCCCCAUGAGUGGCUACAUCACGGGUCUGACGUUGGUCAGCAUGAUCCCGACCAAGAGCGAAAAGUUGGAGCUGAUCUUCGAGGCUUUUGACCUGGAUGCGGAUCAUUGCCUUCUCUACAAACAGAUUUUCGAGCUUUGCCAUUGCGUUUCAGUGCUGAAGGUCAUGGUGGAGGAGAGCGCCCGCGGAUCCCCGGAUGAGCACUUCCAGGCGGAGCUGUCGCAGCAGGAGGGACAGCGAAGCUACGAGUGCAUCCGGUGGCACUUGCAGCGCCGUGGGGUCCCAGGUGACAUUGUGAGCUUUCCAGAGCUCCGUGCGGCCUGGGAGACGCAGCCGAGUUUACAAUCGCUGCUUCCAGGUUGGGUGCAGAUCCGUUGGGCAGCACAGGCACUGCCGGGGGAAGACUUUUCCGCUGUCUUUGCUUCCACUUUUGAGGGCAAGAGUCGUCAGAGCCAUACGAAGAGCAGAAGUCGCCGCUCUAUCCAAACAGCACCUACAACUGGCCCCAGUCGAGAAGAUGAGUGGUGCGUGUCUGAAGCGUCUCGUCUGCCAGGUCCUCAGGGCAACGCGGCCAUCUUCAAGUCCGUCCUGACGGCCAAGUUCUCGAAAUCUCUUCGGGAUUUGGGCAACCGACGACUCGUGGAGCUGACAAGAGACUUUGAAGUCCGUCGCCGUUCCAUCAGCCGUGGACUUACCAUGACCGACUCGCUACCGACUUUGAAGGAUGUCAAGGAGGUCAGCACCAAAGAUGCAGAGGCACCGAUUUUCUGCACCAUUGCUUUCAUCAGCGAGUUUAGGCAGGCCGGCUUCAAACUUUUUGGCUCCAGCGUUGGCAUUAGAUGCCUAGAGAAGGAAUGUGCAAAAGAGCUAAAGAGCCACGAGUUCAAAGGAAUUUCAGGUGGAACAGUUGAAACAGUCCGGUGA